AUGGGAAAUACUUCAUCUAAAGACGAAUUGAAUCUCGGCAACGAAAUUGGUAGAGGAACGUAUGCUAAUGUCUACCGGGCAGUCUGGAGAAAUAGAGGGGUGGCCGCCAAGAAAUUUCACUCGUACAUUUUGAACAAGCCCGAAGCAAAGAAAUACACCGAAGAAUGGAGAAUACUAAGAGAACUAGAUCACCCAAAUAUUGUGAAAUAUUUAGCUGUUGUUUUACCUGAGAAGUGGCCGAAAUCGCGAGAUGAGUCCAUAAUUAUCAUCACAGAGCUACUGCAUCAAGAUUUACGAACAUUCAUCGAGAAUUCCAAUGCAAAACCCGGAAAACCUAAGGUUUCCUUCCGCGAUACCGUCAGCAUCAUGCUUGAUGUUGCCGAAGGACUGAACUAUCUUCACGAAAGGUCAAUUGUACACCGCGAUCUCGCCUGCAAAAACAUUCUAUUAACUUCAACGAAGCAGGCAAAGAUUGCUGAUUUUGGAUUCGCCAAAUAUUUUCCGGACGGGCACACGGCUGCCACCGCUAAUCCUGGGACGCUAGCGACUCGUGCUCCAGAGACGUUUGGAAGGUUUUUCUUCAGCAGGAGGCCGAUUAAUUAUGGAACUAAAGCAGACAUAUUUUCUUUUGGUGUGGUGAUGUUGGAAGUUAUAGUUGGGCAUCCUUCAACAAGAAUAGCGGAACUACGCACCGAAGGUAAAAGACUUUGUUGUCACUGAAUUAAUUGUAUUGACACAAACUACAAUUCAGUUUUCAUUGUUGUUUAUUUUGAUUUCACGAAAAACCUCAAAUGAUGUUUGAUGCAACACACAGCCUCCUCUAACCAUACUGGAUUGAGUCAAUCUUCGCGAUUUUUGGAGACCGUCGAUAAAACCCGGAACACGGAACAUUCCGCAACAUUCCGGAACAUGCCGGAACAUUCCGGAACAUCCCGGAACAUGAAAAAAUAAAAAUAAUUUUUAUGAAAAAAAAACAACAAAAAAAUAAUAAUAAUAAAAUAAUUUUUGUAAAAAUUAAUAAUAUCGUAAAAUAACAAAAAAAAACACGAAAAAUAAUGAAAUAAUCAAGAAAAAGAAACUGGUAUCCUCUCUGAGUAUGAGAAAACAAUAUUUUGUCGCAACAAAUUAAAAUUUGUUGGGCGAGUGAGAGUUCAUGCAAAUGACAGUAAUGAGUGAAGGCUUGCUUCUAAAUUCAAAAUNUUUGGAUUCGCCAAAUAUUUUCCGGACGGGCACACGGCUGCCACCGCUAAUCCUGGGACGCUAGCGACUCGUGCUCCAGAGACGUUUGGAAGGUUUUUCUUCAGCAGGAGGCCGAUUAAUUAUGGAACUAAAGCAGACAUAUUUUCUUUUGGUGUGGUGAUGUUGGAAGUUAUAGUUGGGCAUCCUUCAACAAGAAUAGCGGAACUACGCACCGAAGGUAAAAGACUUUGUUGUCACUGAAUUAAUUGUAUUGACACAAACUACAAUUCAGUUUUCAUUGUUGUUUAUUUUGAUUUCACGAAAAACCUCAAAUGAUGUUUGAUGCAACACACAGCCUCCUCUAACCAUACUGGAUUGAGUCAAUCUUCGCGAUUUUUGGAGACCGUCGAUAAAACCCGGAACACGGAACAUUCCGCAACAUUCCGGAACAUGCCGGAACAUUCCGGAACAUCCCGGAACAUGAAAAAAUAAAAAUAAUUUUUAUGAAAAAAAAACAACAAAAAAAUAAUAAUAAUAAAAUAAUUUUUGUAAAAAUUAAUAAUAUCGUAAAAUAACAAAAAAAAACACGAAAAAUAAUGAAAUAAUCAAGAAAAAGAAACUGGUAUCCUCUCUGAGUAUGAGAAAACAAUAUUUUGUCGCAACAAAUUAAAAUUUGUUGGGCGAGUGAGAGUUCAUGCAAAUGACAGUAAUGAGUGAAGGCUUGCUUCUAAAUUCAAAAUUUAUUAAAAUGGGUCGCGAGGAGGGGGGUUUUCAAGCUUUCCUCACACAGCCACCUCGUGUAGUUGUUUGCCAUAAGUUAAUCAUUUGGCAGUUAACCAUUUACGGUUCUGCAAUGGUAUGAAAUGUCGGUGCAGUAUUUCAUGUCGAUCCAAGUCGGUAAGUAGCUCAUUUCAAGCCGACAUAUAGUCUCCUUAUAUAUAUUGACUAACAUUUGCUUACUUGGGGUGCUUUGCUUCACUUGAGGUUGACAUGAAUUACUUACAGACUAGGCGGCUCUGUGAACUUAAGAAGAGUAUAGGGGUUCCUGUCUUUGGAUUUUAGUGGACAACACUCACAUUCGUAGUAGUUUCUAUACUGUUUACAGUCAGCAUGAUAUUUCAGACAUCUCCGCAAGUCGCAGGAGGAGUUUGCCGGGAGACGGCUAAAAUUCAGGCUAACUGUUAGAAACUACCCGCUGCGCUACCACUGCCACUCCAACGUGAAUCUUUAAUUUAAUUAUCCAAGUCCAAAGGGACGAGCCCCUAAGCUCUUCUUACGGUCGCAAAGCUGUAAAUGGAUAACCGUUAAACCGCGUGGCAAACAUUUACAAGAGGUGGCUGUGUGAGGAAAGCUUGAAAACCCCCUCCCCACGACCCAUUUUAAUAUAUUCUGAAUUUAGAAGCAAGCCUUCACUCAUUUCUGUCAUUUGAAUGGACCCUCACUCGCCCAAAAAAUUCAUUGCGACAAAAUAUUGUUUUUUCAUACUUGGAGAUGAUACCAGUUUCUUUUUCUUUCUUUCUUUGUUUGUUUGUUUGUUUUUCGUUUUUAUGUUAUGUUAUGUAAUUAAUUUGGUUAUUAUAAAUUUUUGCAAAAAUUGUUUUCUAUCUAUUGUUCUUUUUAUUAUUAUUAUUAUUAUUAUUGUUAUUAUUAUUAAUUAAUUAAUUAAUUAUUUUUUCAGAAAAAAAAUAUUUUAAUUUUUUCAUGUUCCGGGAUGUUCCGGAAUGUUCCGGGAUGUUCCAUGUUCCGGGUUUUAUCGACGCCCAUUUUUGGAUCGUUCGAAGGCUCGUCACGCAAUUGUGUGUUCUGACAAGAAAUCAGUAUUGUUUACGUGCAAUCAACCGUCAAGAGCCAUUUUGGUGCAGUAGACUCUCGCUCAUUCGCGGGGCUCUGUCGGUCAAAAAAGUCAACUUCUAGGCAAUUCUAUGUGUGCAGUAGAACCGGAUAUUACUAAAAUGGGGAACGCAGAACGAGCACGGAGUAAGGGAAAAUGAGAAGUGGGAACAAAGCAAAGGCCUAGUAUCAGGAACUUCAUAACCCCUCUCUCUACUUUGCUUUUAUUUUUCUAUUUCCUGUUUUGCGUUUUCCUUUCCCCAUUUCCCUUCUCCAUUAUUAUUUGCCCGCUCGAUCACCGUAAACUACUACUUAUAAGACUAGCCCUUAUACAUCUACCUAAGGGUUGUUAAAACCUGGCUUUUAUCCGAGGGGGCUUAUAUCAGUGGAAGAUAAUAACCAGAAUGGAAAAAGUGCUUUGAAACAAGCUAUAGCAGUGCUGAUUGGCGAAAUGCGUUUUGCGUUUACUGCUGGUUUUAAGUUUAAGCUUCAAAACGUCAUGAUAAAUUGAAUUCAUUUAAACAAGCAAGAGGUGGGGCUUAUGUCCAGGGGCUUAGAAUUGGAUGUACUUUUUGUGUAAAGGAAGAGGGUCCUAUAAGGAACCGGUCAUUAUUUAUCGCCGGGGGGGGGGGGGGGGGGGGGGAUUUGGGGGGGGAACCCGUGUUUUUUGGGGUAACAAAAGGGGGGCGAGUAAAAACCACGUGGAAACAAAAGGGGGGGAUUGCUGAAAAUUUGGGAGAGUAACAGGGGGGGAACACAAAAAGUGGGUGUGGAAAAGAGAACACGCAGGGGGAUGGUGGCGAGCGAAUGUGGUGGGGGUUGCGGUGUAUUGGAUGGUAUGUGUGAGAGAAGGAGAGAGUGAAUGGUGGCUGAGUAAUGAAAGGGUUGGUGUGAGCGGGGGUGUGUGUUGAAGUGGUGGGGAGGGGUCGGGGGGGGAAACCACUCAAAUGUGCUUGGAAAAUGAAGACAUCGCGGGGAUUGGGGGAAAGUUUCAAAUGUUGUAUUAGGGGGUAUCACUUCAGUGAAGUAACAUCCAAGGAAGCAAUUGGCUAAAUUUCACCUUGUUUAGCCCCAAAUCGUCCGUCCCCCCCCCCCUUAGGCGAUAAAUAAUGACUGGUCCCUAAAUGGGGGGGCCUUAUCCCUGAGAAAAAUAAAGUAGAGUAAGGGAUAAGACUUUUUAAGAGCUCUUUACCUUGUCGGUCAUAUAACUUGUCGGCCAUCUUUAUUUUGAAAAAGUAUAAUAUAUAAAACUGCAAGCGAAGUCAGCCGUGGAUCGAAGGCCUUUUUCCACAGGAGUGAUUUUUCUAAUAGUUGGGCUUAUAUGUUCAUGGCGGUUAAAAGUAAAUAAUUUUUUUCUUUGUUUUGUUUUGUUGCCUUUAGACGGGAAAAUAGUCCCUGAGUACAUGCGGCGGAGCGAGGACCUACAUGAAAUAGACAUUACGCACCCUUUGCGGUUGCUCGUAUGGCAGUGUCUCGAGGAUGACCCUAAGGUCCGUCCCACAGCCUCUCAGUUGGCGAAGGAACUGAUGGAGCACAAAAACAACAAUGAAUUUCAAAGAUCGCAGGACAGCAUCAAUCGCACACAUAUUAUUCAUCGCAUGCCUGGUGGGAACUAUGACUACGAGUUCAAAAUUGUGGUGGUGGGAGAUGCUGCAGUAGGGAAGACCAGCAUCAUCACAAGUUUUGUCCGACCUGGUCUUGACUUUCAAGAGAGAAGACCAGUGACUCUUAAUAUUGGAGAAUUCAACGAGCGAGUUCAACUUAAAGGCAAGACAGUUUUCCUUCAGAUAGUGGACACACCGGGGCAAUUGAACGUUACAAGCACCUUUCCACAGUUCUAUCGUGGUGCCCAUGGUGCGGCUGUUGUGUUUGAUAUUGCAUCGUGGGAUUCCUUGAGGAGUGUUGCUCAGUGGGUGUCUAUGGUGCAUAAGAAGUGUGACAGAGACAUUCCUAUUAUCCUUGUAGGAAACAAAAUGGACUGUGAACAAAGGGUGGUCGAUGCUGAAACUGUAAAGGAGCAGUUCAACUUGUUUUACAUCGAGGUUAGUGCGAAAACUGGAGAAAAUAUCGAAGAGAUGUUUUCUGUGCUGACAGAGCAGUUGAUGGAGCAGAAAGACUUGCGGAUUUCCGCUGCUUCGGCCUCUGUCGUCAUUGAACAUCAGUUAUCUUCUUCUUCAUGGUGUCCUGGACCUCCUGCCAAGUUCACUUCAAAAGAGCCAUGCCAGCGAAUGAAAAUCAAGAAUGAUCCAGACAGUAUCAGCUUGAUAUCUAGUCAUGUAGACAAUUCGUUAACAAGAAAUCCAGCUGGCAGAAACAGAAAGUUAUGCUGUUUUUGACUUGUAAGAGUACAGCCCUUACACUUGAUUAAGCCUGGAAAUGUUAUGGGAGACUAUUGCCAACUAUAAAGCACCAGACAGAGUUGGCUUGUAAUCAGUGGAAAGCUUUACAUGACGGUGGCUGCAUUGUCAUCAAGACAUGUACAAUCCUUUAGUUUGUUCCAAUGCCCGCCCUGUUUCUGUACAAUUCGACAGUUACAUAUUUUCUAAGAGUAAUUUUGAGGCAUUUUUCAAGUUAUUUGUUGUUCUAGUAUGGUAAAUGGCCGUAUUUUCCUUUUGUUUAAUAUUCUUUGCCCUUCUCUACACAAUCUG
Porites evermanni is the source of this 5657-nucleotide messenger RNA. NCBI's taxonomy places the organism in Eukaryota, Metazoa, Cnidaria, Anthozoa, Scleractinia, Poritidae. The record is from the annotation of a GenBank genome assembly.